Pseudo-nitzschia multistriata is the source of this 5049-nucleotide messenger RNA. The record is from the annotation of a GenBank genome assembly. NCBI's taxonomy places the organism in Eukaryota, Bacillariophyta, Bacillariophyceae, Bacillariales, Bacillariaceae.
CAAGCAGUCAUACCAAUCUUUGUCCAAGUGCAUGCCUCAUAUUGCAUGUUGUCGAGGUAGGCAACCAGACAAUUACACGAAUACACAAUCCACCCUCGGUCAACACGAAUGGGUAAUGAUUUUGAUACAACCAAGAGAUCAGAGUAAUUAAAAAAAUGACGUACGCCAAAGAACUCUCCGAGAAUUUUUUCAGCAUUCCUCUAUCGACGUAUCGAGACCGAGAUGUCCCUCUCCGGGCCUUUCCAUACGGGAUGCUAAUUAGCGCCAUAUCUGUCCUCUUCUUCCGGACGACCAUUCAGUUUCCAGAGACGACAAGUAAAGAGCCCAUGUUUUUGCGAUGGUUUUUCGGUGCACUGCUUGCGUUUUUGACGUACUCCAAUCGGUCUUACGAGUUGAUUUGUGCGGUUGAGAUAUUCUCCUACUUGGCCACAUUUUUGCUCUUCUCCGAUUGCAUUCCGUCACUGUUUUCGAAGUUUGCAGAUGACAAGAAUAAAACUAAUGUUUUGAGGAUUGUUCUAAUUUCAAUCAGUGCUAUCUUAUGUUUGAUGGUCUGUCGCAUGGCCGCCACGGGGCUCCUUUUCGAAAUUUUGAAAUCAGUGACGCCAGCUUUCCUUUCAAAGGGGUUGAUGGCGAUGUUCCCGAUUGAAGAGAUCCAGGCUAGUUAUGAUAUAAUGAAUGAAUUCGUCGUCGAAGACGGUCUGCUCCAGGACCAGGUUGCAAGGCUAUUUUUCAUUACCUUUCAUAUUCAAGUAGGAAUCGGAUAUCUUGGAAUUGAUUUCUUAAAACAGGAGCAACAUCGACGGAAUGAAUUGGUGAAGAUGGAUAUCGACAUUGAAGGUGCUGUCGAUAAAGAUGGCGAUGGAGCUAAGAAAGCACCUUUGCACGAUGCGAAGGGUGGGGGAACGGCCAAAAAUAAGCUACAACGCGGAAUAGAAGAGAAAAAGAUGAAACGCUCUCAAAAGUUUCAGCGCACAGCCGCUCCAUUCAUCUUUUUUACCGCUGUGCCAUACAUGGUGAGAGUUAUUGGAUAUGGAAACAUAAACGCCUUUGCAUUCGCCUGUAUGCGAGAUGAUAUUCAUCGAGCCGUCAGACUCUAUGAUUUGUUCGAUCACGACAACCAUCUAGUAGCGCUGGCGGAUCACUCAGCGAAGGCACCAGCAGGUAAGAAGAAAAAGCACCUCCAAUUUCAAUGAAUAAAAGAAAUAUUCUGCCAUCUAUUCGUUUUCUCAUCUCAUAAAUUUCUCGAUGAAAGACUUCGCUGGUUUCAUGGAUACGAUUGUCUCUACUACCUACGAUUUGUUCAAUCGAAAACUUUUCAGUCUCCCAAAAGUCAUGCUUCUUCCCGUUGUCAUGUCGAAGCAGCCGAAAAUGAUUGCCCAGAUUUUCCCCAUCAUUUUCAUCAGUGACUGGAUGAAAGGAAGAGCCGUCUCGUAUAUGACAAGUCGCAUAGAAGAACUUGAAAAAGAUGUACAAGAACUAAAUGCUAUUAGAUCGAAGGUUGAAUCAUAUGAUUUGAAGAACUCGGAGCUUCUCCAUCGUUCAGGCCCAGGUGCUAUGAACUUCACGAAAGAAAGAUGGUUGGAAAUGACAGUGAAGUAAGUUAAUCGCAGGUACUCGAUUGUCUUCCUUUUAUGUUUCAAGUGACACUCUAACCUCGUGUUUUUGUAGAGUGCAAAUGAAGAUGGCUGUGAGCAAUUUGACGUCCCGAACGAAAGGUUUUUUCUCUUUUAUUCAGCGAAACUUUGUCUUUUCCGUAUUAGUGGAUUGUGCAUUGGCCCAAUUGAUGGCAGUUGGCAAGAUCGUAGCAGCUGACAUUUUUGUCUUUUCGCGGGCCAUAGAAGAUGCUGUUGACAUGAUACUGAUGCGAUCUCGAUCUGAAGCAGAACUGGCGAGAAUGAUGACGCAGAUUUCAAACUUGAAGGAGCUCUCCACUGUGUGGAAGUCUGCGAAAGAACGCAAUCUCUUACCAUGUAGCUUGAGGUCGAGACAUGUGGAUGACUCUUCUACACCGUUGGUCGUCUUUAAAAAUAUUGCGUAUGCGAGGGGAACAGCCGCAGUUCAAAUAGUUGACAUGGAAUUGCCUGCGGGUAUUUAUGCCCUUACUGGCGCCAAUGGUACGUUGUAGUCGUCUUACUUUUGUGCUAUCAACGACAUUGAAGAUUCAGUGCUGACCAACGUUCUUGUUUCUCACUUGAAACCUCAGGGAGUGGAAAAAGUACACUCUUCAGGGUGAUUAUGAGUUGUAGCACAAACGACCGUCCUAUUGAUAUCCCACCAAGUAUUUCACUUUCAAUUUCAUCAGAAUCUUUGACACCGUCUUUGGAUGGAAGACGGAACGAGAGUCAUGGAGACAUAUCAGAUGAAUCUCACCUACAACCAUCCAUAACGAUGCCUUCUUCACAUGUUGUUGAAAUAUCUCAGACUUUCUAUUGGCCGUUAUACUCAAAGCCGAUUGAGUGGAUUCUCCAACAAAGUUCAGCAGAGAAACUAACAAAUAAAGAAAAGGAGAAUCGGUCUCGAAGAGUGGCGGAACUGUUACAUUCUUUAGAGUUUACUCAAAGUCUGGACAUCGAAGAAGUGAGUGAGAAAGACAAUGAAACGAGAAACUUGACCGAGAACGAGUCCAACAGCGACAGCAUUGUAGCUAGUUCUCCUACUGGAGAUGCCAUCACUCGAAUUAUGGAAGACUUGGAGGAAGUGAAAGAGGACUGGUUCAACGAUCUCUCAGGUGGGCAGAGAUCUAAGGUUGAAUUGGUGCGAAAGGUAUUCUUAAUGGAUGAAUGCCCGAAAACUUUGUUGAUUGACGAGACAAUGGCGCCUCUUGACCCGCGAUCCAAAGCUUUGGUUAUGGAGCAAAUAAAGUCGUUCUGUAUUGGUAGUGUCGUCAUAGUAAUUUACCAUACAGACGUCGGGAGAGAACAGGAAAAAGAUGGGGGUGACCUGGUGGAGUGUGUUCCAAGCAACAAUUUCUUUGACGGCAAUAUUCAUGUGCAAAAUAAAACCAUGAUCCUUCGUCCCGUUUGCUGACAAACAAUAAAUCGCGAGAGUGAGGAAUAAUAAUGUAGUAGUUAAUAGGUAAUUCGUGCACAGUGCAUGUGGCGCCCAAAAGUAGGGUAUGAUUCAGUCGGUCCCGUAGUUCUUCAGAGAAACGAUUGCAGACGAAUAAGACUGGCGUUCUCGUCACCAAUGACGUUUGCAUGGCGUUCACCAUUUUGCGUCGUCAUCCAUGUUAGUGAUCUUUUUGAUGGUUUAUUCGACCUCUAUUCCGGAGUCCAACCUGUUCGUGUGGACCUUGAUGUGGGCUACCAACUCGAGGUCCAUAAUUUAUUGUACUAUAUUGACCCCCUUCGCCUUCGCCCAGACUUGAUGUGAUAAACAUGGGCGUCGCUCGGGAGACGGUGGGGUCUGGUGGCCAAUCAUAAAACCGAUCCUUUCUAAAACGAAAAUAAGGGACAGCAACAUCCCUAGGAACAAGUGAAGUCCUUUUGUUCGGCUUGCAAUGUGCAUAGAAUGCAGGACGAGGUGAGAGAAACAUGUCCGCUUCAUGAAUUUCAUCCUGCUGUUGAUGUAUUUCUUCCUCCUUUUUGCGACUCAACCCCCAUGAUCGCUUCUUCCUUCCAUCCUUUUCUUCACUUUUUUUGUUUUCGUCAGGAGAGGUAGUUCUUGAUUGCUGUAGUUGCUGCUCUGCCAAUCGUUGAGGAUCGUUGAUCUUAAGCUGAGCUUUCAGUGCUUCUCUCUCUUCAUCUUCUUUCUCUUCUUGUUCGCGUUGCUUCGCUCUGCGUUCCAAAUACUUGCGCACUCCAAUAUUUUGUGGCCCGAGCAAUAUGAAACUACAGAAGAAGAAGAAAGUCCGCCAUGGGAAGAUUAAUAAGACAAACAUCAACGUCCAAAGGAAAGAAAAAAUCCAGAAUGUCAAAUAGGGAUCUCUCCAGGUCCACACAUUGAAUGAUAUUCGGGAGCCAUAAAUAGCAAUUCGAAUGAUUCUCAUCAAUGGCCCUAGAAAAGACGACGUAAUUUUAACAAUAGGAUUCGGGUUCUUGAGGCGAUAUCCAAGCAACUUGUCGAACUCAUCGUAAUGUUUUUUUUCUUUCGCUGUCAAAACAUCACCCGCAGGACCCUUCGCAUUAACUUCUUUGCCUAGCUGGUUCUGAAGCUGAGGAGGCGGGAAAUGCACAUGUUCGACGGAUAUAUUCUUUGAUACUCGAUGUAACAUGUUUUCAACCUUGGUUAAAUGGACUUGGGGUGGUUGUUUUUUAGCUCCAGAUUUGUCAUUGUUUUGUUGGGGACCCACACGGAUUCUACGAUGUUUAUUAGCUUUCCCUGUCUCGAGGCUUCGCCCUCUUCUCUUCUUAUAGGGAGAUGGCUCUAUGUCUUCGUCUUCUUCUUCAUCACUGUCUUCCAUAUUUUCAUAUCCAUAUUCCGCCUCGUCUAGUAUGUUAUCCUCUUCGUCAUCAUCUGCUCCGUGGCUUUCAUCGGAUUCCUCAUCUGUUUCGUCCUGUUGUAGGUCUGCCGGUGCAAUGUACAUAGAAAGCCGGCGAGCUGUUUGAAGUUGUCGACGACUACUAAUAUCUAUUGGUACAGCGCCUUUAUCCUUGUUCUUUCCUUUCGGUUUUUUGUUUGUUGUUGGAGCAGAUGCUAUGGCAUCUGCAGCCGAAAAUUUCGGAUACUCGGAUCUCUCAGAGAAUGGGAAUUCUCGAUGAUUGUGUAGCUCGAUAUCCAUGUACUUUCCAUCUUCUCCAAUCACUUGUCGACGAGGACGCUUCUUGAUCAAAAGAGGCCUCAUUUUUCGGUUCUCCUUUUUUCCAUCAAAGACGAGAGAGAAAAAUAGUUCUUGGAUCGUGAGGCCUUGAUAACCUAAAUUUCCUUCUUGAGUUCGAGUAAAGUAGAAAUUGUUCUCUAGAAGGAGGUAAAUCAACCAGCCAACAAAGAAUGGUGGUGCCAGACGGAUAGAGUUGACAGACACGCAGUACAUCGAUGUCAAGAAGAGAUAGAUUGACAUCAAUGGAUUCUCGUAUAAGAUACAGUCAAGAAUAAUAACUUUCAGGAGAA